CAUCAUGAAACCGGGGGCGGGGAGUGAAAAGUCAUAUUUAACAUCACCAGGAGUUGAGAGAAGACGGUAAGGGCUGGUACCUUGUCCUCUGAGUGAGCCGGGGCUCAGGUUUCCAGGUUCUUGGAGACAGGCCCGAGGACGAGUCCCGGCACCGCUCGGCUCCUCCGGGCCGACCCCCUUUUCCCCUCAGGCUCCGGGGGCGUUUUCCCCCCGCGCCCCGGGGCGGCCCCAGCCCGUCGGUGGCGGUGCCGCCCGCGGAGGUACGGCCCAGGUACGGCCCUGGGACUCCGCCGCGCCCUUUCCAGGAAGGAGAAGCCCCGAGAGACGCUGCCCCGCCGGCCGCUCUCCUCAGGUCGUCGCCGGAGCAGGUUGGCUUCUGUCUGACAGAUACCACGCCAUGUUUGUGUUUCUGGUGGUGCUGUGUCAGCUACACGUGAUGGUGUUUGCGUUUCCUCACUGCCCAGGGAGAUUAAAUAACUUGAAGAAACCUGAGCGGAAAGACGUGUUCACAUCAGAAAAGGAGGCUAAUUUAUUCAUCGGCCGGCAUCUUCUAAAUAACAGAUUUGACUUUGAAGCAUUCACAGCGGAUAACCUGGAGAGAGAAUGCUUUGAAGAGCUGUGCAAUUAUGAAGAAGCGAGAGAAAUUUUUGAAGACCCCGAUAAAACGAUGGAUUUUUGGAAAGACUAUUCAACUAAGGGCCCUAAAAUAAAAAUAGGUGAUGAGACACUACAAAAGAUUAACGUUACAGGACUUCUCAUCAGUCUAGUUGCUGCUGGAGUACUGUUAGUUAUAAUUGCACUGCUUAUCUUCUACUGCUGCAAAAGUAGAUGCAAAUCAAGGCAACCGCCAGGGUACUUGGAUUACGUAAGACGUCGAAGAUGUAGCUCAUCUCACAUGUUCAGAAGGCACGAAGAAUUUUCUUUAAACCCACUUCCUCUCCGAACUGAUGACUCAGCACUACCAACUUAUGAGCAAGCAGUCACUUUAGCUGGACAGCACGACGUGCCACCACCCCCUUAUCCAGGGCCACCAAAAGGGGCACGGGUGUUGAAAAAGUCUAUGUCGCUUCCUGCCCCUUAGUCACAAACCUCCUCCUGAGGUGAGGGGAGGGAUUGCUGAAACAUAACGUACUUUUUUUUUUAAAAAGUGUGUGCUACCUUGCAUAUUGCAAGACAGUUUACAAAAAAAUGUGAGAGAUCUUUAGCACAACCAGAAACAAGUGAAAGUCCCAUUUGGGAAAAAGGGGUGAGCUGUUGCAAAGGCUGCAGGACUGUUCUUUGCACCCGGUUAUUGUGUCAAGAGGAGGGACUGCAGAAAGAGUACAUUUUGUACCGCACUUUGAGCCAUCCCAUCCUACUAUUGAUGUUUCAUUAAUAGUUUCAUGGUCUUUUUCUUCAGAAGGAACAGUGUUUUAACUGGUUUUAUUGAAACUAACCAUUCUUUGUGACUGUUAAUACU
This is a messenger RNA of Calidris pugnax (ruff), 1459 nucleotides long. It is a transcript of the gene PRRG4, whose product is annotated as proline rich Gla (G-carboxyglutamic acid) 4 (transmembrane). The transcript is spliced from 6 exons. Gene Ontology annotation, molecular function: calcium ion binding. Gene Ontology annotation, cellular component: extracellular region. NCBI's taxonomy places the organism in Eukaryota, Metazoa, Chordata, Aves, Charadriiformes, Scolopacidae. The record is from RefSeq and is a predicted model, not a curated record. Bases 398 to 1081 code for a protein of 227 amino acids.